AUGGCCUUAAUCAAGGAGUACAUAUAGCAACAACCUAAGGUUGCUUUGAACAUUUAGUAUCUGGAUGGCUGUGCAAAUAUGAAAGAAGAGCAACCAGCUCAAUACUUUUGCCUUGAAUAUUUAUAAAUAACUAUUAAGAAGGCAAGUCCAAUGUAGAAGAGAAGCCAUCGAGACAGAAAUAGUAAUAUUAUUAAAAGCUACAAUAGAAUUUCUAAUCACUCAUUGAGUCAUCAAAAAAUUGGGAGGAUUUGCAUUUACUUAGGAAUUAUCAAAAUAUAUCGAGGGUGCAACCGCAAAAUAUUCUAACCCUUUGAUGUUGAAAUAAUAAAUUAAGAGGCAAUAUUUGCACGUUAAAGUAGCUUGAAUGAAUCCCAAGCCUAUAUAAUUUGA
Messenger RNA from Paramecium tetraurelia, 390 nucleotides. RefSeq lists its product as uncharacterized. The record is from RefSeq and is a predicted model, not a curated record. Lineage: Eukaryota; Ciliophora; Oligohymenophorea; Peniculida; Parameciidae. The transcript has a single exon.